Molecule: messenger RNA, 1287 nt
Organism: Aureobasidium melanogenum CBS 110374
Lineage: Eukaryota; Fungi; Ascomycota; Dothideomycetes; Dothideales; Saccotheciaceae
Exons: 2
Coding region: 1-1287 (428 amino acids)
Source: RefSeq, a predicted model, not a curated record
AUGGAUGCUCUUCCUACUGAGAUGGUAGCCCAUAUCGGCUUCUUCGCCGGCGCUGAGGGUCUACCUGCACUGCGCUCUACUGGUCGCCUUGCGAGCAAUGCCACUGUCCUUCACUUCGCCAAGACCUGUUACCAGGCCAUGCGCAUCUCUUUCACUCUCAAAUCCCUUGAAAAGCUGUGUCUCGCCCUCCUUCAUCCUCGAUUCGGCCCUUGCAUCGAAGACAUCACCUUCAUCAUCAGCGGUACUGAGCAACUUACACCUGCACUAUUCGCCAAGUCGUGGUUUAUCCUCAGCACACUGGCAGCACGCAGACAGCGCGUCAACAUUAAGGUCUGUGUCUCUGCAAUUGGUGUCGCAGACACUGCUUUCAUCGAGGCCAACAUCUAUCGCAUUCUGCUGCAACUCGUGCGUGGCAGCGCCUUGAAGGCCUGUGUGGGAGUUCCCAUCAUCCUUGACCUCCCUUCUCCUCCCAGGGACCCUCGAGAUGCCCCUGCCAGAAGUAUGUUGUUCACCAGCUUGGCCGUCCUCGCUGUUAAGGAGAACCUACACAUCACAUUUGCAGACCACCACGAGUCUGCUGCUGUUCUCUACGACACAGCUCGGGAGACCCUCACGCUGACCAAUCUUGCCGUCAAGCACCUCAGCGAGCUCAAGCACCUAUUCUCUGGACUUCACAUCCGCAAACUCGUCGUCAGAAACUCUGAGCUGGACACCACCACUCUUAACAGGCUGUGCUCUGUGCACCAAACCACUCUCAACACCGUUUGCAUCAGUAACGUCAGUCUUUGGGACUGCUGGUCGAUGGGCGACAUCGUGCCUACUUCGUGGAAGCAUGUAUUGGACAGGCUUACAGGCCUUCCUGCUCUGUUUUCUUGCAAUUUGUCGGAGCUUCGCAUGGAGAGCUUGGUUCCGAUCUGGGACGACACUCGUGUUCAGAAGGACCCAGUUCAGAUCUCAGACUUCUUCGCUAGUGGAAUCGUCACUGUCAACCACAGGCUGGACCUCUUGAUUACUGCCACACAGUGCAUCGACAUUUCAACGCGAGCUAUCCACUCGAGAGCUUUCCAAGAGACUCUCGAUCCUGCCACACUUGCGGCUAGUAUACAACAACUCAACAGCAUCCGCGUUCUCAAGCUUGCCACCAUUUCGAUUUACUCGGACACACCUGGGAUUCAACCUCAAGUCGCCUAUCCUGCUAGUGCUCAGAGCAGACCAACUGUUCGUUCUUUCUGGGCCCAAAAAAUCAUCUUCCAAGUUUUCUUGCUCAUUGUUCGUUCCAUCAGUUGA